Messenger RNA from Drosophila grimshawi, 725 nucleotides. RefSeq lists its product as uncharacterized. The record is from RefSeq and is a predicted model, not a curated record. The transcript has 2 exons. Bases 165 to 626 code for a protein of 153 amino acids. NCBI's taxonomy places the organism in Eukaryota, Metazoa, Arthropoda, Insecta, Diptera, Drosophilidae.
CCCAACGCUGAUGACAUCAUAAAUAUAGGUAUGCGUUCCAACUGAGAGAGAGCAACAGCACACGCUCUGGUUCCCGAUCACGCUCUCGAUCUCACUCUCGAUCACGCUCUCUCUGCUCUUUCGCUCUGCUCUGGUUUUGUGUUUUGUCUGACCCGCCAGUUACAAUGGAGACGCAGACGUUGCAGAUCAAACUGCUGCCGGCACAGACGGCCGAGGAGCGUGCGCGCAACAUCAUAGCCAAUGUGGUGGUCGAGGGUCAUCAGGCAUCGCUGGUGCCCUACAUGGAUGAGCAUGAGCAUGAGCCUGAGCAUGAGAAGAUUACGCUACUCACACAGUUAGAUGCUACACCUGCUCCCGCGGAGCCACGAUUGCGCUACUAUUCGGCAGGACCAUCCACAUAUAAGCUGCUCUGUCCGUUGUGCCGUGAGAGAAGCGAUGCGGCAGUGAUGCGUGCUGCCGGCUGCAAGGAUGUCAGCUGCUGCCUCAGUCUGCUCUCCUGCGUUAUCCCCAUCUUUUGGAUAUGCUGCGUUUGCACCUGGUGCGGCUGCAAUCGCGAGUGGACCAACAAGGGCGUCUAUUGCAGCCAUUGCGGUGGUAAACUGGGCAUCCAGAGCAAGUCCGAUUAAUUAAAUCAAAUAAAUGUCACGCAUACGUUUUUGUGAAUUAACUCUGAGUUUUGGUUUGUCCACAAGUUAAGAAUAUAAUUUAUUUUAUUUAUUUAUUAA